This is a messenger RNA of Belonocnema kinseyi, 2143 nucleotides long. RefSeq names its product matrix metalloproteinase-2-like. The coding region runs from base 246 to 1958 and encodes 570 amino acids. The transcript is spliced from 10 exons. The record is from RefSeq and is a predicted model, not a curated record. Lineage: Eukaryota; Metazoa; Arthropoda; Insecta; Hymenoptera; Cynipidae. Gene Ontology annotation, molecular function: metalloendopeptidase activity; zinc ion binding. Gene Ontology annotation, biological process: extracellular matrix organization; collagen catabolic process; proteolysis. Gene Ontology annotation, cellular component: extracellular matrix.
AGUUACAUGUUCCUAUUCAGACACUUAUAUCCACAACAAUGCAUCAUUUCUGAAACAAUGAUAUAAAAGUAAAAUGAAAAUGACAAGUGAAUAAUAUAAAAAAAUGUGAUCCUUGCAGAAUUUAAAUUCUUAUAAGUACAUUCAAUUUGAAUUAAACUCCCUACUAUGAUCAUUUCAGUUAUUAAUUAUUUCGUGUGAAAUUAAUUUUUAGAUUCUACCAAUAAUUAUUAAUUUUUUAAUUUAAAAUGAAUCAUCAGCUUACUUUGCUUUUGCUAAUUUCACUUUGUAUUACUGAGGAUAUUAAUUCGGCGCCGGUUAGUAUUUCAAAUUUACUGGCAGAGAGACUUUCGUUAUCCACUAAAACGAUUAAAUUCAUGAAAAUGUUUGGAUAUUUGCCCUCGAAUGAAAGAUCAGAGUCUCUUUACAAGGAAAAUGCUUUAGUCGACGCUAUAAAAAAUUUACAGAAAUUUGGAAACAUUCCAAUGAGUGGGAGAAUCGAUAACGAAACUUCGAAGUUAAUGAAAACACCACGAUGCGGAGUGGCAGACAUUCAGCUUAAAGGAAGUCGCAGGAAAAGAUACAUAGUCGGUUCUGAAGGAUGGAAAAAAGGAGAAGUCACUUAUUAUUUAAAAAACAAAAAUUGUCAUUUCAGCAUAGCAAAUUGGUCGCCAAAAUUGAAAGAGAGAGCCGUAAUUGAUGAAAUGCAAAGAGCCUUUGAUGCUUGGAGUGAUUAUUCUAGACUUAAUUUUCGAUCAGUCACAAAUCCUAAUGCAGAUAUUAUAAUAAGUUUCGGUCAAGGCUCUCAUGGUGAUGGGUAUCCUUUUGAUGGGCCGGGAAAUAUUUUGGCGCACGCCUUUUUCCCUUAUGAAUUAGGUUCUUUUGGGGGAGAUAUUCAUUUCGACAACGAUGAGAAAUGGGAGAUACGUCCUUCUAAUCCUUACGAUGGAACAGAUUUUUUUUCGGUUGCUGUCCACGAAUUAGGUCACAGUUUGGGUCUAUCCCAUUCCACAAUACCAACAUCAAUCAUGUUUCCUUAUUACAAGGGCUACACGACAGCUUUUCAAUUAGAUUACGACGAUCUUCUUGGAUUAUAUGAACUCUAUACUCAUCAAAAAGGAGAACAAGAUUACACAACAACAAGAACGACUAGCGAAGUUGAUAUCACAGAAUCGACCACAGAAUUUGAAAUCGAAAGCACAUCUUCUUCUGAUACAUCAGAAUUCGAAACUGCAGUUUCAACGACGACCCAAAAACCAAAUUUUCAAAAUAUAACUUUUAUUGGAGACUACGAAACAGUGGAGGAACACCGUCUUCACGAAAGUAGAAAUGGUCAAACAAUUUUUGAAAAUUUUACAAUUCCUGACAUCUGCGAAGGCAAUUUUGAUACAGUUUCAGUAUUUCGAAAUGAACUCUUUAUUUUCAAAGGCGAGUAUUUAUGGAGAUUUAUUCAACGUGGUAGAUUGGAUAACGAUUAUCCUGUGAAGUUUCACCAACUAUUUCAUGGUCUGCCGAGUGAUGUGACUAAAAUUGAUGCCGCUUAUGAGAGACAAACUGACUCGAGUAUUGUCCUUUUUUCUGGUAGCAAAUAUUGGAUAUACAAUGGUGAUAAAUUUAGUGAUGAUAGUCCACGCCCUUUAUCUGACUACGGUAUUUCUGUCUAUAUUGAUAAAAUAGAUACCGCACUUGUUUGGCCCAAAACAGAAAAAACGUAUUUAUUCAGAGGGGACUCAUUUUGGACAAUCAAUGAAACUUUAAUGACAUUAGAUUCUAAUUACACUGAAAGUAUUACAAAAUUGAGUGGAAUUCCAACAAAUGUUGAUGCAGCAUUGACGUGGACCGAUGGUGCAGUAUAUUUUUUUAAGGGGAAAUACUUUUGGAAGUUUAAUGUCAAUUUUCAUAAAAUUGAAGACAGUUAUCCUUUAUUGUCGCCAGAAUAUUGGAUUGGGUGUCAAGAUUAAAAUUUCACUAAGAUUUUGAAAAUAAUGGACGCCAGGGUAGCUGCUGCAAUCGACAAAAAAAAAUCCCGGCCAUUUCACAUGUUCAUCGCAAAUGAAAUUAAAACAUUCGAACAAUUGUUUCUGGUUAAAAAGUAUAAAUUUACACGUAUUAUUUUCAACUCUCUAAUUUGAAGAAUUUGUAAUUA